AUGUCUUCCCAAAUCUUUAAUUGUCUGGUCCACUCGGUUCAGACAGCAACAGAGUAUCUAGAAAAAUGCUUGUAUACUGUUCGCAUUGGUCACAACGAUUUCCUCAACGGCUACUUCCCUGCCACUGAGCUAAUAAGUAGGAUCUAUGACGAAGAUGAAUCUGCGGAUCGCUUGAUUCACCGAUUAUCUCGAGGCUUUCAUCUUAAUAUUUGGGCUCUCAUCGUUCUCGCGUUACCAAUUUGGGGUGCACCUCAAGUGCCAUGUUACUUUAGCUUUGGAGACUCAUUAGUUGAUAACGGCAAUAACAACAACCUAUCAACUUCGGCAAAAGUGAAUUAUCCACCUUAUGGGAUCGAUUUUCCUGAUGGCCCAACAGGCAGAUUCACCAAUGGCCGGACCAUUCUUGACAUCCUUGGUCAGCUCGUAGGAUUUGAGAACUAUAUUCCUCCAUUUGCAGCUGCAACAAGUCAGGACAUCAUAAAAGGUGUCAAUUACGGUUCAGGGGCAGCUGGAAUUCGCGAUGAGACUGGUAGACAAUUGGGUGAUCGCAUCAGCUUCAACAAACAAUUGCUAAAUCAUCAAAAAGUAGUUUCAAACAUUGCUUCUUUACUUGGAAGCCAGGCUGCAGCAAACGAGUACCUUGGGAGAUGUCUGUACACUGUUGUCAUUGGGAGCAAUGAUUACAUCAACAACUACUUAAUGCCACAGAUCUAUCCGACGAGCAAAUUAUAUACACCAGCUCAAUACGCAGAAGUCUUGGUUCAACAAUAUUCUCAGCAACUAAUGACUUUGUAUAACAAUGGAGCAAGAAAAAUAGCCCUAUUUGGAUUGGGUCCAAUUGGUUGUACACCAGCUGAGAUAAGCAUAUACCGGACCACUACAUGUGUGGAUUCAGUUAAUGCUGCAGUUCAACUAUUCAAUGAUAAGCUCAAAUUUCUUGUGGAUGACUUCAACAGACAACUCACAGAUGCAAAGUUCAUCUACAUAAAUAUCACUAGCAUUCAAUCGGGAGAUCCUGCAACCAUUGGGUUGCAAAUUCUCAACCAACCAUGCUGCAAAGUUUCAGAAACUGGUCUAUGCAAACCUGGAGUAAGGCCAUGCACCUUUAGAGCCAUAUACCUAUUCUGGGAUAGUUUCCAUCCUACAGAGACUGUCAAUGUGUUAACGGCAACAAGAGCAUAUAAUGGUCUAUUACCUACUGAUGCCUAUCCAAUGGACAUUCGUCAACUUAUAAUUUUCUUCCGUCUAUAUAAUGCUUCAAUUUACAUCUCGUCCGGAACUCCAGAUAGACUCCUGGGAAUCCGGAGAUUUUGUUUCAUCAUUUUCAACCCGCAAACAACUUUAGGUGCACAACAGAUCCCUUGUUUCUUUAGCUUUGGGGACUCAUUAGUUGAUAAUGGCAAUAACAAUAACCUUAAUACAACUUCCAAGGCCAAUUACCGGCCCUACGGAAUUGAUUUUCCUGAUGGGCCAACAGGCAGAUUCACAAAUGGAAGAACAAUCAUCGAUAUUGUUGGUAUCCUCCUUGGAUUCAAUGAUUUCAUUCCACCAUUUGCAACUGCAAGCGGUCAAGAAAUCAUCAAAGGCAUAAAUUAUGGUUCAGGAGGAGCUGGAAUUCGCGAUGAGACUGGUAAACAUAGGGGUGAUAACCUCAGCUUCAACAAGCAAAUGCUUAACCAUCGAACAACAAUUUCACGCAUUGCUUCCUUGAUUGGAAACGAGACCUCAGCAAGAAAGCACCUAAACAAAUGUCUGUACAGUGUUAUGAUCGGUAGUAAUGAUUACAUCAACAACUACUAUUUGCCACAAAAUUAUAACUCAAGUAGCAAAUAUACACCAGAUCAAUAUGCUGCAGCCUUGAUUCAACAAUAUUUGCAUCAACUAAUGACUUUGUAUAAUUAUGGAGCAAGAAAAUUGGUCCUAUUUGGAUUGGGUCCUCUUGGUUGCAUCCCAACUGAGAUAAGUAUGUUUCCCACACCAACAUGCGUUGACUCAAUUAAUGAUGCAGUUCAACUAUUUAAUGACAGACUUAAGCAACUUGUUGAAGACCUUAAUACGAAGCUCAGCCAGGCAAAGUUAAUUUACAUCAAUGUCUCUAGCAUUCAAUUUGGUGCUCCGGCAAGUAUUGUGCAUUUUGCUUCUUUCCAAUGA
Molecule: messenger RNA, 2151 nt
Organism: Coffea arabica (coffee)
Lineage: Eukaryota; Viridiplantae; Streptophyta; Magnoliopsida; Gentianales; Rubiaceae
Product: GDSL esterase/lipase At1g29670-like
Molecular function (GO): hydrolase activity, acting on ester bonds
Source: RefSeq, a predicted model, not a curated record